Williopsis jadinii is the source of this 1650-nucleotide messenger RNA. It is a transcript of the gene HIR2, whose product is annotated as Hir2p. Gene Ontology annotation, biological process: regulation of DNA-templated transcription; DNA-templated transcription; chromatin remodeling. Gene Ontology annotation, cellular component: HIR complex; nucleus. Lineage: Eukaryota; Fungi; Ascomycota; Saccharomycetes; Phaffomycetales; Wickerhamomycetaceae. The record is from RefSeq and is a predicted model, not a curated record. The transcript has a single exon. The annotation marks the transcript as partial. Gene Ontology annotation, molecular function: nucleosome binding; protein binding.
CAAAGACCCCUCUUCACCGCAGCAGAUGUUUCUUCAAAAUUAAUAACCGAUAUCCAGUGGUCAACAGAUGGGCUAUCAAUGUUUGUUGCUGGUGAUACUAUCGUGGUGUUUGUAUUCGAGACGGAGGAGCUGGGAAAACCGAUAGACGAAGAAACGUUCAAGGGCUUAAUUUCAAAGUUGAAAAUCCCAGAGCCUUUGAAACCAAAGGAGGAAACAUCAACACUCACACUUAAACCAUUAAAAUCAAACACUGUUAUUGAGGAAAUACCGAAAGAUGUUGAAACCCCCGAACCUGCAAAAUUAGAGUCAAAAUCUCUCUCUCUCUUAAAAGGCGACCGCAAACGUAUUGCACCUACUCUGAUUUCUUCAAAUGACAACAAGAAGGGUCCACUGCAGCCUCAGAUUUCCAAGUCACCUACAGAGAAUGGAUCACAGAGGACGAUGGAGUUUGACUUACCAUCAUUUAAUGUUCCAAAAGACUUAAAACGCCACGAGGAAUCAGAAACACCAGAAUCAGACCAACCAGCAAUUAAGAAAAGACGUGAUUUGGAACCAAUUGAAUUCAUCGGCAACAUUGCUAUUAACCCGUCAACUGCAUUUUCCAAGAUACGUAUAUCAACUCCAAAGAUACGAUCAUCAUUCGUACUGGAAUCUCCAAAUGAUCCCACGCUGGCAUUAGAGAUAAAGAACGGCUCCGGGUCUGAGCAAAAGCCAACAAAAAUUACACUUUUGAGGAACUAUUCAAAACAAAUAUUUACAGAUUUCAUACCAAAGUUAGUAUGUUUGGCUUCAGGAGGAGAAGGUGGAUUUUGGGCAGUAUCUACCGUGGAUGGCGUCUUGUAUAUAUAUUCUGAUUCAGGAAGAAGAAUAUUCCCACCGUUAGUUCUUGGUACACCACUGAGCUUUUUAGAGAGCAAGGGGAAAUUCCUCUUAGCAGUGACAUCAUUGGGUGAGGUUUAUACCUGGAAUGUUCAGAGUAAGAAAGCACUCUUCGAACCAACAUCACUGUAUCCUUUAUUAGCAAGAUCAAACACAGAGCUGUUAACAAGGGCAGAGAAUUUAACAAUGUGCAGUAUCUCAUCGAGUGGAGUUCCGGUGGUUACCCUUUCCAACGGGAAUGGCUAUCUUUUUGACAAAGACUUGGAGACAUGGACUUUAAUUAGUGACUCUUGGUGGGCAUUCGGUUCCCAGUAUUGGGACUCCGGUGAUGUGAAACCUACUGGAUCAUUGAUAUCUGUUUUGGAGAAGAAAACCAACGAUGAAAUUGUUAGAAGAGGGAGGGCCAAGUUCUUACAAAAGAUGGCUAAAACCAUGCUUAUGAAGGAAGGGUAUGAAAAUUUGGAAAAGAUAGUUUCUUUAGCACAUUUGGAGAAUCGGAUUCUAAUAUCGUUGAGACUGGGGGAGAGCAUAGAGUUCAAGACACAUUUGAUCAUCUACUGUAAACGAAUCAGUGAGAUGGGAUUCAAGGCAAGGCUGGCUGAAAUCUUUGAAGAGUUAUUAAGCCAAGAAGAUAUGGACACUUCAGAGUCCAAUUCGAAGAUACUGGACUUUGACAAACAUGAACUACUAAAAGAACUCAUAUUUGCCUGUGCAGGUUUCAGGAAUGUGCAAAGAAUUCUUGUCCAAUAUGCUACAGCUAUGAAUAUUUUG